Messenger RNA from Cornus florida, 996 nucleotides. RefSeq lists its product as uncharacterized. Lineage: Eukaryota; Viridiplantae; Streptophyta; Magnoliopsida; Cornales; Cornaceae. The transcript has 3 exons. Bases 1 to 996 code for a protein of 331 amino acids. The record is from RefSeq and is a predicted model, not a curated record.
AUGGAACACGUGAAGAAGAAUCAGAAGUUGAAUUCUCACAACACGCAACCAGUUCGAGUAAUCAAUGUAAUUUACGGUCGGCCAGAACCUGCCGAGGAGUCAGAUGAACUGCUUCGAACAAGCUUUCGCCAGGCACGGAUGAAGAGAAGGAUAAGCAGUGUAAACACUCUACACCAACAGAGCGCAUCAACGCAAAUAAAGUUUGACGUAACAAACUUGUUGUGUGUUCAGAUCCCUCAUGAGGACCCGCUGGUCGUAAGUUUGACAGUGGCCAAAUGCUUGGUGCGCAGAGUUCUAAUUGACCCUGGAAGUAAUGCGAACAUCAUGCCAAGAGAUACAUUCGAUCGGCUCGAGAUCAAACAGGAUCGGCUGAAAUCCACCGGGAAUCCACUACUAAGGUUUAAUGGAAAGCGAGUGGAGCCCGUCGGUACGGUGGAGGUAGCGGUACAUGCUGCCAAGAGGGUUUUGAUGGAAACCUUUGUGGUUGUUGAAAUUCAUCCCUCUUACAAUCUUCUGAUGGGCAGAGGGUGGAUCCACAGAGUUCAAGGUGUUCCUUCCACUCUGCAUCAGGUAAUGAGAUGCCUGGGGCCAGACGGAACCAAAGUGAUUGACAUUCAUGGAGACCAGGUUGCAGCUAGAGAAUGUUAUUCUAUCGAUCAAUUCCGACCGGAACGGACAACCAGAGUAGGGGAACGACUCGUUGAGAAGGAAAAACAGGAAUUAGUUGAUUUUUUGUCUCAAAACGCAAAUGUGUUUGCAUGGAGUCACCUAGACAUGCCAGAGAUCGAUCCUUCUGUAUCUUGUCACUCCUUGAAUGUUAACCCCAAUGCAAAACCUGUAAAGCAGAAGCAGCGACGGUUUGCCCCCGAGCGCAACCGAAUUAUUGCCGAAGAGGUUGACAAACUGCUUGAUGCGGGGUUUGUAAGAGAAGUGUACUACCCUGACUGGUUAUCGAAUGUGGUCGUUGUGCAGAAGAAAAAUGGGAAAUGGUUAUAA